GUCGGCCGUCCUUGGAAGAGAGAAAGACAGAGAGGCACGCGUCUUCUGCGCCGUUGGUUCCUCCGCUUGACAUCUUUUUGCAAGCGAUCCCUCAACUUUCAAAAUUGGCCCUCUUAAACCGUAAUGGCCGAUAAUGACAAAUCAGAAACCUCUGGCGAGCCUCAAGGCCGCCAUGUAACCUACUGCGGUGUCUGCACCCUUCCCCCAGAGUAUUGCGAAUAUGGUGGUACGGUAAAGAAAUGCCAGGACUGGCUUGAAAAGCAUCACCCCGACCUAUAUGCCAUAAUCUGGUCACCAGAGGCUUUGGAAGCCGCGACUGCAUCCCUCUCCGUCGACGCCCAAAAGCGAGCUGCCAAAGACGCACAGAAGAAGGCAGCCAAGGCUGAGGCUGCAGAGGCCAAACAAGCCGACAAGCUAGCCAAGAGUGUCGUCACCAUCAAGAGGAUCGAACGCAACAAGAGAAAGUACGUCACGUCUGUCUCCGGUCUGGAGUCGUUCGGCUUGGAGAACAAGAAGGUUGCCAAGGAGUUCGGAAAGAAAUUUGCGACUGGAUCAUCCGUAACCAAGACUCCGAGCGGCGGUGAGGAGAUCGUGGUGCAAGGCGACGUCAGUGACGAAAUUGAGGAGUUUUUGUUGGAGAAGUACAAGGAGAUACCCGAGGAUAACAUUGAGCUGGUGGAGGACAAGAAGAAGAAGGCCAGCGCGCCGGCUUGAGCCAUCAGGAAAGGGGCGAAGACUAAUUCAUCAAUUGAUUAUGAG
Molecule: messenger RNA, 759 nt
Organism: Colletotrichum destructivum
Lineage: Eukaryota; Fungi; Ascomycota; Sordariomycetes; Glomerellales; Glomerellaceae
Product: Putative SUI1 domain, DENR family, SUI1 domain superfamily protein
Exons: 4
Coding region: 124-714 (196 amino acids)
Biological process (GO): translation reinitiation; formation of translation preinitiation complex
Molecular function (GO): mRNA binding; translation initiation factor activity
Source: RefSeq, a predicted model, not a curated record